UUAUUCAUAAAUGGUAGAAUAUAUAGGUGCAUUCCCGUUGGGAUGCAAGUAACACACUUUUAAUUAGUUUUCUUAUAUAUGCAAGUAUUGUCCGAUUCAUAUUAAAGUUAUUUUGGAUUUGUUUGUUGUUUUCAAACAUCAGCCAUGCUGAUGAUAAACUCCUUAUUCCUCUCAUCUUCUUCGUCUCCUCGUCUCCUUCUUAACCACACCAAAUCUCCUUCCAUUCCAAUCACCACUUCCAACCUCCCCAUAUCCAAUCCAGCAACUGCUAUCAGCACACCACUGAGAUGGACCCCGCAGACCCUUCAGUUUCGGGCCUCAUCGUCAUCAGCCAAUCCGACAGUCGAGGUUGCAUCACCGCCGGGAACUGAUGGCGAUGAGUCAGCUGAUGUGGUGGAAUCUGGAGCGGACGUUGUGAGGAAGUUCUACGCGGGAGUCAACCGCCAAGAUUUGGGUUCAGUGGAGGGGCUCAUAGCAGAGAAAUGUGUGUACGAGGACCUUGUUUUUCCUCGUCCUUUCAUUGGUCGCAAGGAUAUACUUCAAUUCUUCAAAAAGUUCAAUGAUUCUGUCGGCAAAGACCUUAAGUUUGUUAUUGACGACUUAUCCGCUGAGGACUCCACGGCAGUUGGGGUAACAUGGCAUUUAGAAUGGAAUGGGAAGCCUUUUCCCUUCAGCAAAGGAUGUAGCUUUUAUAAGUUGGAGGUCAUCGAUGGCAAGAGACAAAUAAUCUACGGGCGAGAUAGUGUCGAACCUGCGAUCAAGCCUGGAGAAACUGUGUUGCUAAUACCAUCCAGAUGCUAUACACUGUACUAUGGUAACCCAGCAUGAGCAAUGCCCCAUCAACAAGUAUAGGUGACAAGAAUUUGUGCUCAAUCUAAUCCUGUCCGAAUACAACAAUAUGAGCAGCAGCACCAGAAGCAAGUCGAAGAAAAUUUGGACCCAAAGGAACAUCACUGAUGUAGGAAUUUGAAUCUUCCUUUGAUGGGAGGUGUUCCAGUUGACGAAUGCAGCAAUACAAUCUCAAUGCCAUCAUCUUGGGGUGACCAGUCUAAGCUAGACCUGUAAACGGGUCGGAUUUAUUGAAUAUGGGUUGGGUUCAACUUGACUUGUUAAGUUAACAAGUUAUCUGAACCCAAUCCGUAUAGAAACCCAAAGUACAGAGAGAUAAUUUCUAUCUUAAUAUUCCUCUUCUCAUUUACUUUUCAUAACAUACUUUUACAUUUACAUUUCGAUAACUAUAUAUAGUUAAGGCUAUGUACCAAAAUAUCUAUGACAGCCUGUAAACAUAACCACCUAACCAAACUAUACAGUUGUAAUAAUACAGUUAUAACAAGAAUGAUUUUCUAACUACAAUUAUAUGAACUGUUAUGACUUGGCAUCUUUAUCUUUACACCCCCUCAAGCUG
Malus domestica (apple) is the source of this 1405-nucleotide messenger RNA. Lineage: Eukaryota; Viridiplantae; Streptophyta; Magnoliopsida; Rosales; Rosaceae. The record is from RefSeq and is a predicted model, not a curated record.